ACUUCCUCUACCCGGUUGGCAGGCGGCCUGGCCCAGCCCCUUCUCUAAGGAAGCGCAUUUCCUGCCUCCCUGGGCCGGCCGGGCUGGAUGAGCCGGGAGCUCCCUGCUGCCGGUCAUACCACAGCCUUCAUCUGCGCCCUGGGGCCAGGACUGCUGCCGUCACUGCCAUCCACUGGAGCCCAGCACCCCCUCCCCGCCCAUCCUUCGGACAGCAACUCCAGCCCAGCCCCGCGUCCCUGUGUCCACUUCUCCUGACCCCUCGGCCGCCACCCCAGAAGGCUGGAGCAGGGACGCCGUCGCUCCGGCCGCCUGCUCCCCUCGGGUCCCCGCGCGAGCCCACGCCGGCCCUGGUGCCCACCCGCAGCCCUGCCCCUGGACACUGGAUAAGGCCCAGCGCACAGGCCCCCACGUGGACAGCAUGGACCGCGGCACGCUCCCUCUGGCUGUUGCCCUGCUGCUGGCCGGCUGCAGCCUCAGCUCCACAAGUCUUGCGGAAACAGUCCAUUGUGACCUUCAGCCUGUGGGCCCCGAGAGGGGCGAGGUGACAUAUACCACUAGCCAGGUCUCGAAGGGCUGCGUGGCUCAGGCCCCCAAUGCCAUCCUUGAAGUCCAUGUCCUCUUCCUGGAGUUCCCAACGGGACCGUCACAGCUGGAGCUGACUCUCCAGGCAUCCAAGCAAAAUGGCACCCGGCCCCGAGAGGUGCUUCUGGUCCUCAAUGUAAACAGCAGUGUCUUCCUGCAUCUCCAGGCCCUGGGAAUCCCACUGCACUUGGCCUACAAUUCCAGCCUGGUCACCUUCCAAGAGCCCCCAGGAGUCAACACUACAGAGCUGCCAUCCUUCCCCAAGACCCAGAUCCUCGAGUGGGCAGCUGAGAGGGGCCCCAUCACCUCUGCUGCCGAGCUGAAUGACCCUCAGAGCAUCCUCCUCCGACUGGGCCAAGAUGAAACGGAGGCCCGGGUACUUGCACAGGGUCACUUGGCAGCCCAGGGGUCACUGUCCUUCUGCAUGCUGGAAGCCAGCCAGGACAUGGGCCGCACACUCGAGUGGCGGCCGCGUACUCCAGCCUUGGUCCGGGGCUGCCGCUUGGAAGGCGUGGCCGGCCACAAGGAGGCGCACAUCCUGAGGGUCCUGCCGGGCCACUCGGCUGGGCCCCAGACGGUGACGGUGAAGGUAGAACUGAGCUGUGCACCUGGGGAUCUCGAUGCUGUCCUCAUCCUGCAGGGUCCCCCCUACGUGUCCUGGCUCAUCGACGCCAACCACAACAUGCAGAUCUGGACCACUGGAGAAUACUCCUUCAAGAUCUUUCCAGAGAAAAACAUUCGUGGCUUCAAGCUCCCAGACACACCUCAAGGCCUCCUGGGGGAGGCCCGGAUGCUCAAUGCCAGCGUUGUGGCAUCCUUCGUGGAGCUACCGCUGGCCAGCGUUGUCUCACUUCGCGCCUCCAGCUGCGGUGGUAGUCUGCAGACCUCACCCGCACCGAUCCAGACCACUCCUCCCAAGGACACUUGCAGCCCGGAGCUGCUCAUGUCCCUGAUCCAGACAAAGUGUGCCGAUGACGCCAUGACCCUGGUACUAAAGAAAGAGCUUGUUGCGCAUUUGAAGUGCACCAUCACGGGCCUGACCUUCUGGGACUCCAGCUGUGAGGCCGAGGACAGGGGUGACAAGUUUGUCUUGCGCAGCGCUUACUCCAGCUGUGGCAUGCAAGUGUCAGCAAGUAUGAUCAGCAAUGAGGCGGUGGUCAAUAUCCUGUCGAGCUCAUCGCCACAGCGGAAAAAGGUGCACUGCCUCAACAUGGACAGCCUCUCUUUCCAGCUGGGCCUCUACCUCAGCCCACACUUCCUCCAGGCCUCCAACACCAUUGAGCCGGGGCAGCAGAGCUUUGUGCAGGUCAGAGUGUCCCCAUCCAUCUCCGAGUUCCUGCUCCAGCUAGACAGCUGCCACCUGGACUUGGGGCCUGAGGGAGGCACCGUGGAACUCAUCCAGGGCCGGGCGGCCAAGGGCAACUGUGUGAACCUGCUGUCCCCAAGCCCCGAGGGCGACCCGCGCUUCAGCUUCCUCCUCCACUUCUACACAGUACCCAUACCCAAAACCGGCACCCUCAGCUGCACUGUAGCCCUGCGUCCCAAGACCGGGUCUCAAGACCAGGAAGUCCAUAGGACUGUCUUCAUGCGCUUGAACAUCAUCAGCCCUGACCUGUCUGGUUGCACAAGCAAAGGCCUCGUCCUGCCCGCCGUGCUGGGCAUCACCUUUGGUGCCUUCCUCAUCGGGGCCCUGCUCACUGCCGCACUCUGGUACAUCUACUCGCACACGCGUUCCCCCAGCAAGCGGGAGCCCGUGGUGGCGGUGGCUGCCCCGGCCUCCUCGGAGAGCAGCAGCACCAACCACAGCAUCGGGAGCACCCAGAGCACCCCCUGCUCCACCAGCAGCAUGGCAUAGCCCCGGCCCCCCGCGCUCGCCCAGCAGGAGAGACUGAGCAGCUGCCAGCUGGGAGCACUGGUGUGAACUCAUCCUGGGAGUCAGUCCUCCACUCGACCCAGGAUGGAGCCUGCUUUCCGUGCCCACCCUUCCCGCCUCCCUCUCAAGAGGCCUGCUGCCAGUGCAGCCACUGGCUUGGAACACCUUGGGGUCCCCCCACCCCACAGAACCUUCAACCCAGUGGUUCUGGGAUAUGGCUGCCCAGGAGAGAGACCACUUGCCAUGCUGUUGUAAAAACCCAAGUCCCUGUCAUUUGAACCUGGAUCCAGCACAUGUGAACUGAGCUGGGCAGGAAGGGAGAACUUGAAACAGAUCCAGGCCAGCCCAGCCAGGCCGACAGCACCUCCCCCCUGGGAACAGAAGAGGGCCCAGCCCAGAGCCACCUGGAUCUAUCCGUGCGGUCUCCACACCUGGACUUGCCUAACUGGCAGGGGAGACAGGAGCCUAGCGGAGCCCAGCCUGGGAGCCCAGAGGGUGGCAAGAACAGUGGGCGUUGGGAGCCUAGCUCCUGCCACAUGGAGCCCUCUCUGCCGGUCAGACAGCCAGCAGAGGGGGAGUAGCCAAGCUGCUUGUCCUGGGCCCGCCCCUGUGUAUUCACCACCAAUAAAUCAGACCAUGAAACC
This is a messenger RNA of Nomascus leucogenys (northern white-cheeked gibbon), 3099 nucleotides long. It is a transcript of the gene ENG, whose product is annotated as endoglin. NCBI's taxonomy places the organism in Eukaryota, Metazoa, Chordata, Mammalia, Primates, Hylobatidae. Gene Ontology annotation, biological process: vasculogenesis. The record is from RefSeq and is a predicted model, not a curated record.